AUGGCGAAAAACAACGCAGACUCGCCUGAUUUCAGCGCGGAGGUUUCUUACCAGGCCCAAGCUUACCCCCUUGAUUCUGAACGAGCUCGACGAACGCGCCGUUCCAAUCACCUUCCUCCGAGCCUUUCUGUCCCCAUUCAUGAACUGGGCUACUGGCUCAGCAGCAUCGCGAUGGGUCAGCAGCUCUUCGCAGCCAAGCGACAUCGACACGUCCUUUUCGAAGAGAUCGAACCGCAGGUCAUGCCGCUCGUCCUCCCACCGACACAUAUGUUAUUCUGGCCCCUUGUUCUUGUCUCAUAUUCCACCCUGGGUGCAGGGACGAUUGGCUUGGAAUGCUCAGUUCUCAGUGAAGGCGAAAUGGGCGCAGCUGACGUGUAG
Penicillium alfredii is the source of this 378-nucleotide messenger RNA. RefSeq lists its product as uncharacterized. Lineage: Eukaryota; Fungi; Ascomycota; Eurotiomycetes; Eurotiales; Aspergillaceae. The transcript has 2 exons. The coding region runs from base 1 to 378 and encodes 125 amino acids. The record is from RefSeq and is a predicted model, not a curated record.